UACCAGGAGUUGCCAUGGAAACCAGCUGAGGCCCACCAUCCGCAUGCCUGCAAAGAGUGCAAUUGCAACGAGCACUCGCACCGGUGCCACUUCGACAUGGCCGUGUACCUGGCCACGGGCAACGCCAGCGGCGGCGUCUGCGACGAGUGCCAGCACAACACCAUGGGCCGCCACUGCCAGCUCUGCAAGCCCUUCUACUACCGCAACCCCCUGGCUGACAUCCGUGCCAGCACUGCAUGCGUCCCCUGUGACUGUGACCCAGUGGGCUCUUUGGACGGUGGUGUGUGUGACAGUCACACGGAUGCGAUGCUGGGCAUGAUUGCCGGUCAAUGCCGCUGCAAAGAUAAUGUCAAAGGCAUGCGUUGUGACAGCUGCAAAGAGGCCUUUUAUGGAUUGAGCCGCAACGACCCUCUUGGGUGCCAGCCUUGCAGGUGUGACCCUCGUGGGAUCAUCGCUGGUGACAGCCCCUGCGACCAUAUCAGUGGUGACUGCUACUGCAAGCGUUUCGUUACUGGGCGACACUGCAACCAGUGUUUGCCUGAAUAUUGGGGUUUGAGCUAUGACAUGACUGGCUGCCGAAGCUGUGCGUGUGACUUUGGAGGUGCCUACAGCAACAGGUGCUCUAUGGAUGAUGGGCAGUGCCCCUGUCGGCCCCACCUCAUGGGGCGUCAGUGUGAUGAUGUGCAGCCUGGCUUUUUCUGUAUGCCCCUGGACUACUAUAUGUACGAAGCAGAGCAUGCCACGGGUCUUGCACCAACCCACCAGGGGCUGCCGGGUGCCUUGCGGCCUGAGGCUCCAGUGGACUGUGUGGAAUAUUACAAUGGGGUCCAGAAUGGGCGCAGAGUGAGGCUGCGGCGCCAGCACAGCGCCAUCAGGAUCUUACAGCAGCGAGGAGCGCUCCGAAGGGCCCGGCAGCUUCAGCAGAAGCCCGAUGUAGAAGUCAUCCAGCGCGAGCACGCGGGUCACAUGAUUACAUGGACCGGUCCAGGCUUUGCCCGCGUACGGGAUGGAGCUGGCUUAUCCUUCCACAUUGACAACAUUCCCUACCCCAUGGAGUACGACAUCUUGUUGCGCUAUGAGCCCGAGUCCACAGAGGAUUGGGAAGCUGUCGUCAGUGUCAGCUCACAGGCUUUACCCAUGAGCCCGCGCUGCGGCAACGUGUUGCCCUCGGAGCAGAUGUACCGGGAGAGUCUGCCACAUAGUACCAGGUAUGUGCUUCUGCCACGGCCUUUCUGCUUUGAGCCCAGGAACCGUUAUGAGAUCACGGUGCGUUUCCAGCGGGCAGGUGUGGCACAACGCCAUCUCACAGCCUUCAUCCUCGUGGACUCGCUGGUUCUUUUGCCACGUGUGAAGGAGCUGCCCGGUCUCCAUGGCAACGAUCCCGCAGCAGUGGAGCGUCGGGAGGCACUGGAGCGCUACACGUGCCUGGAGGCGUUCCGCAUGGCCACCAUGCCUGACCUGGCUGAGACCUGUGCUCGCCUGCUGUGCAGCAUCUCUGCCCUGAUGCAUGAUGGGGCUUUGCCCUGCCAAUGUGACCCCCAGGGCUCCACCAGCAGUGUCUGCCACAAAGUGGGAGGGCAGUGUCAGUGUAAACCCAAUGUGAUGGGUCGGCGCUGUGACCAGUGUGUCCCCGGCACUUAUGGAUUCGGACCAUACGGCUGCAGUCCCUGUGCCUGUUCCCCUGAGGGCUCGGUCUCCAAAAUCUGUGAACCAGUAAGUGGGCAGUGCCGGUGCCAACAUGGCACUGUGGGACGCCAGUGCGAUCAGUGCCCGCCGGGCCAGUGGGGCUUCCCAAGCUGCCGGCCUUGUCACUGCAACGGGCACUCGGAGGAAUGUGACUUGCACACUGGAGCCUGCCGCCAGUGCCGUGACUACACAGCUGGCCGCCACUGUGAGAGGUGCUUGGAUGGUUACUAUGGAGACCCAGUGUUAGGCUCGGGACAACAAUGCCGGCCUUGCCCUUGUCCCGGAUAUCCAGGGUCUCGGCAUUACCAUGGCAUCUCCUGUCAUGCUGAUAGGGAGACCAACCAGAUUAUUUGCCUGUGUGCUCCUGGCUAUACAGGGCCACGUUGUGACCGCUGCUCGCCUGGCUAUUUUGGAGCGCCUGAGCAGGAGGGUGGAGCCUGCCGCCCCUGCCAGUGCAACAACAACAUUGACGCCAGUGACCCGGAGGCCUGCGAUCCACACAGUGGUCAAUGUCUACGCUGCCUCUACCACACGGGCGGACCCCACUGUGCUGAAUGCCAACCUGGUUACUAUGGCAACGCCUUCCAGCGGAGCUGCCGACGCUGCACCUGUAACGAGCAAGGCACUCUGCCUGCACACUGCUCUGGAGGCAUCUGCCACUGCGAUCGAACUACGGGGAAUUGCCCUUGCCGCGCCAGCGUGGUGGACAAGAACUGUGACAGAUGCGCCGACAACUUCUGGGGUUUUGGCAGCGACUUGGGCUGUCAGCCGUGCAGCUGUGAUCCCGCCCAUUCAUUACGCUCAGACUGCAACGUGUUCACAGGGCAAUGCCACUGCCAGCCGGGCUUUGGAGGGCGUGUUUGCUCCCACUGCCAAGAAGAUCACUGGGGUGACCCAGAACAGGAGUGUCUAGCUUGCGAAUGUGACCCAACAGGGUCUGAGAGUCUACAGUGUGACCGGGUCACUGGGCACUGCCUGUGCCGAGGCGGCUUUACGGGACGGCGCUGUGACCAGUGCCAACGUGGCUUCCAGAAGAACUUCCCCCGUUGUUCUCCUUGCCAUCCUUGCUUCGGCCAGUGGGACGCAGUGCUGGAUCAUCUCUGGGAACAACUGCAACGGCUGCAGGAUGCGGUACAGGCCCUAAAGGAAGGUGGCCCCAUACCUGAAGCCAGCAGCAGCCGCAUGCGUAAGCUGGAGAACAGCCUCGGCCACGCAGAGCAGCUUCUUGGUGAUGGGAGUAGUCCAAGCAGCCCCCUGCUGCAUCAGCUCAGCACCUUCCUGGCAGAUAUCAGAGCAGACAUGGAUGAGCUGUGGCAACAGCUGCAGGCCACGGAUUCACACCUGGACGGAACGGAGCAGAAAGCUACAGGACAGAGGGGCCGCCUGAACACGCUGAGCCGAGAGCUAGGGGAGCUUAACCACACCGUCAGCUACCUCAGCAGCCAGCUGGGAAAGAUGGCAAAUGCCAGCUUCAGUGAGUCUUUCCGUAGCAUCCUGGGGUCCUUCCAGCAGUCGGAGAAGGCCCAGCAGCGAGCAAACGCGUCAGUUCAAGGGCCUCAAAGCCCGGUAGGCCGAGCCAAACACACGCGUCAGGCCACCGUCGAGCUGCUGAGUCACAGGGGAGAUGCCUUCCGCAGGAGCGCAGCCGCUCACCAAAAAACUCUGCGUGAUGUCCAGAAAAAGGUCAACAACCUCAGCCUGAGCAGGAUCAAUGAGAAGAUCUGUGGUGCUUCUGGAGAAGAGGGCUGUGAAGAAGCCCCCUGCGGAGGGGCCUCCUGUAGAGACAGCCUAGGCCAGCGGCACUGUGGCGGCCCCGGCUGCACUGGAGCUCUGCCUGUGUCCGUGAGCGCUCUUUACACAGCCCAGAACAUCUCCCACCAGCUGGAGGCCAAGGCAAGGCAGCUGGGCACCAUUGCUGACAAGGUGCGUGACAUACAGGAGCUGGCACAGAAUGCCAAGGACAUUGCUCACAACACUCUGGGCCUUGCUCAGGGGGCCCAGAACCGCGUGGAAAAGUCAACAGCCAAGCUGAGGGAGUUCAUCCAGAGGAUAAAGGACUUCCUAGCAGAGGAAGGUGCUGAUCCUGAGAGCAUUGAGCUCGUGGCCAGGCAGGUCCUGAACAUCUCCCUGCCCAGCAGCCCUGAGCAAAUCAGCAAUCUGAUUAAGGAGAUCUGGGAUGGAAUUGGCCAGCUGAAGGGAGUGGACAUGAUCCUGAAUAGCACUGUGCAUGACCUGACCCGUGCCAGGGAAUUACUGGCGAAAGCAGAACAGGCCAAAGAGCGAGCAGAAGGUGUGCAGGGAACGAUCACAGAAACACGGGCGGCUCUAGAUAGUGCGAAGGACAAAGUGGGGGCAGCAGAGCAAGCCAUGAAGACCUCUAAGGAAGCCAUCCGGAAGGUGGAGAGCACAGUCAGACAGGCUGAGCGCAAGCUGCAGGCGCUGGUCAGCAAGGAGACCCAACUGGAAAGCCGUCUUGGAAAACUGGCACAGGAUGUGGCCGCCUUACAAAAGAAGUCCCAGGCCAAUCAGCAGCAGUCCCAGGAAGCCAAGGAAAAAGCUGAGCGUGCUACUGCUGCUGCAGGCAGGCUGGAAAACGAGGUAGAGAAAGUGAUGCAGAAAUACCAGGAGCUGCAGGACGAAUUGAAGAAGCAGCCUCAGGAUGUACUGCGCAAGCUGAAAAGCCUGAGGGAUGAAGCCCGGACUCUCCUAGACAAAGCCAACGGCAGCAAGAGAAAGCUUGAAGAGUUGGAGGGGCGCUUCGAGUCCAAUGAGAAAGAAAUGAAGGAAAAAGCAACGCAUCUGCAGGAACUGGAGAGAAAAGCGACGGAUCUCCUGCAGUACAUCCGGGACAGAGCCAUUGCCUACGCGACCUGCUAAGGCCAAAGUUUAUGUUGCCGGCCCCUUGGGCCUUAUUCCUGCCAGCUUCGGACUGUCCCAUGGUAGGGCCCUUCCACACUUAUCAUUGACCGGCUCCUGUCUCUGAAGCUCUGGCUGCAGAUUCAGGGCCUUAAUGUUACCCUGUCCCUUUCAUCUUCAGCUGAUUGUACCACUUAGGCCUACCUGGGAUCAGGUAUAUCAGGGUGAGUCUAUUGUCAAGAUCUCAUAGACACAUAAGUUACAUUGUGACUAGUCAGUGUUUUGUCCCAGGACUCUGGAAAAUUUAGAAAGACUUAUAUCUGAGGGUAUCUGCCAGAAAAGAUGGAAUAUUUCCACUCCAGCUCUAUUCAUGGAAUAGUUUCCCUCUUUGGGCAGCCUCUUCCUGCCUUCCACAGGCUCUUUUGCUAUUGCCAUGGAGACAGAGCACUUCCUGAACCACCCAGGCUGCAAAAGGACUGAGUGGAAACGGAAUUCCCACCUGCCAUUGCUCAAGGCUGGUGAAACCAUGCCUGAGGCUU
Molecule: messenger RNA, 5081 nt
Organism: Elgaria multicarinata webbii
Lineage: Eukaryota; Metazoa; Chordata; Lepidosauria; Squamata; Anguidae
Product: laminin subunit beta-1-like
Exons: 28
Coding region: 97-4563 (1488 amino acids)
Biological process (GO): tissue development; animal organ morphogenesis
Source: RefSeq, a predicted model, not a curated record